This is a messenger RNA of Cydia splendana, 3396 nucleotides long. It is a transcript of the gene dmt, whose product is annotated as nucleolar protein dao-5-like. The transcript is spliced from 3 exons. Bases 174 to 3251 code for a protein of 1025 amino acids. The record is from RefSeq and is a predicted model, not a curated record. NCBI's taxonomy places the organism in Eukaryota, Metazoa, Arthropoda, Insecta, Lepidoptera, Tortricidae.
AGUUGGAAAAACGAGCGAAAAUCGUGAGAUAAUUGUUUACAAUUACGUUUUAAAUCAUCGACACCACUUAUUAUUGAAUUAAAUAGUGUAAUUUUAGUCAGCAGUGAAAUAAUCAUAGAUUACAACAGUUUAAAGCUAUCUUUUUACCAGUGAAAUGUGUUAAUUCCGGCAUAAUGCCUGCUAGGACUCGCGCAGUCAGAGCGCCAAAAGCGUCCAAAGAAAAUGUAGAGAACCUGCUCAAAAAUAAGGCGAAAAACACAAGGCAAGCCACAAAACCGGCACGUAAACCUUUAGCGGACAAAACGAACUCGGCCUCAGAUGAAAAUACUAGUCCAGGGCCCGUCAAAAAGGUUAUCAAGAAGUCGAACAAACCAAUACAAAAACCUAUUGCAGCAGUUCCUGUUACUAUUGACGAAAAUAGACCACGUCGAAACAGGCGUCUGCCGCCUAGAUAUGUUGAAAACGAAGUGUUAAACAAACUGUCUAACAGUAAAGAAAAUGCAGUUUCUCCUACCAAGUCACUUAAAAAAACCCCUGUUAAAAACACUGUCAAUGUAGAAUCACCAUUCAAAACGCCAACUACAGUACUAGAUAAUAGUCUGCUUGCAAAUAGACCGAAGAGAGUUAGUAGGCUGCCUUCUAAAUUUGAUGAAAACUCAAGCCCUAACAAAUUUCUUCCAACUCAUUGUCAUACUAGCACACCAUUGGUGUCUAAGGCACAUGAGAAGCCUAAAGAUGUUAGAAAAGCGGUAGUUGGCAAACAGAAACAAGGCCAACAACAAAAAAUUGAAAAAGCACCAUUACAAAUAACACCUCAAAGAGUUUCACCAAGAAAAGGUACAUUGCAGAAAGCAGCGCCACAAAAUACUUCAUCAGAAAAAGCUACCUCACAGAAAGUGACACCUCAAAAAAGUCCUCAAAAUCAAAUACCCAAUAAAGUUACACCACAGAAAACUAAGAUCACUCAGAAAAAACUUGUACAAAAGAAAUUAAGUGAAGUUGUGAAAAACUACAUAGAUACAAACUUAAAUCAAAAACAAGACAGGGUAAGGCGACUAAGAAAACCUGUAGAAUAUAAAGAGGAUACCCUAAGUCCUAAAUUAAAGAGCCCUGAAAAGAAAUCAACAAACACUGGAGAUAAGAAAAAUUUUAAAGCAAAUUCUUCAUUUAGAAUUCUUGAAGAGAAAAAGUCGAAAAAUGGUGAGCAAGACAUUUAUGAGUUCACAUUUGAUCCAACUGAAGAGCCUGCACCUCAAAAGAAGAAAAAGAAGAAACUUACUACUAGAAAACCAACCAAACCAAAAAUAAGGGUCUAUAAGAACAAUUAUGAGAAAAACAUCGCAAAAGCUUUGGCAGACUUGAAAAAUGUAGUUACCAAACAAAAACCAGACAGUCAAACGGCACCAGGAACCUCAAAUACUGUGCAACCAGGUAAUAAUGUUGUGCAACAAGCAAGUAACAAAACAGCAGUCUCUGCACCUAACCCAUCUUCAACAGUCAUCAGCACAGUUGCCGAGAUACACCCUGAUUAUGAGACAAACAUGGCAAGAGGUUUGGCAGACUUGAAAAAUGUAGUUUCUAAUCAAAAUCCGGGGAGUAAAACUGUCACAAAAACCUCAAAUACUGUGCAACCAGGUAAUAAUCAUCACAGUUCAAUAGUCAUCAGCACAGUUGCUGAGAUACACCCUGAUUAUGAGACAAACAUGGCAAUACAUAUGGCAGACUUGAAAAAUGUAGUUUCUAAACAAAAUCCAGAGAGUAAAACAGUCACAAAAACCUCAAAUAUUGUGCAAGCAGGUAAUAAUCAUCACAGUUCAAUAGUUAUCAGCACAGUUGCCGAGAUACACCCUGAUCCAGCUCAAAAUACUUCUGUAAGAAGUAAUGUGUCCACUAAACAUGUUUCAUACAGGGUUGAAGACAUUGCUGCUGAUUUUGAUGCUUCCAUGGAUCAUGAAAUUAACUACUCUCCAGUGAACUCUCCUCACAGAAUUGAACCGGAGCCAGAAAGUUGUCCAUCCAAUACAAACCAAGAGUACAUUAGGCCUGAUGAUCCUUUAAAUCUACGUAAUGAUUUAAGCUUCUUUGAUGAGCAACCUGUCGCAAAUAGUAGUAUGAAUGCUUCAAAGAACCCAUCUGCAACACCGUGGCGUGCUGAAUUUGAAAAUCUACCUAUUAAAUGGCAGGCAAACACAUAUGUGAAACCAGAUAUGACUCCUGCUUUAGAAUGCUCUUUUGUCAACCAUUUUGAUGAUAGCAAGAAGAAACAUGUUUAUACUAACAUGGUUACAGAAUCUAAUGAUGCUUUACCAGAACUAGAAGAUGCGGCGCCCAAGUUAAAGCAAACAAGCAUAAUUUCAUUUAUCAAAGAAGUUUGUGAAAAGAAAUCUAAUAGAAAGAAGAGGGGAGCCUCAGCCACACCUACCAAAGCUAAUUCAUUAUUUGAUAUGUCUAAUGUAACAAGAAGUGUAGCCACACCAAGGAAAGAAACAUCUGGGGCUUCCAACAAGAGUGCUGAAAAUGAAAUUAGUGACCACAACAAACCACAGAAACGUAAAAAUAAUGUUGAUAAUAAUCCCACUCCAGCUAAACUACCUCGUAAGAACAAUGAGAAUACACUGUUCGGUUUUGAUGACAGUGAAAAUCAGGAGAAUGUUUCACCAGUAAAAGUUGAUAAUAACAGAUUACGAAGCCUCAGGUCACGGUCAGGAGCUGUGCUCAAAGAAAUAAAUAAGCAAACGGGACCUAUGAGGGCUGAAUUACCCGCUGCAAUGAAAGCUAAGCUUGCCCCAAGCUCCGAGGCAGUGGAGAAGAUCUAUGAUCAGAUAAAGUCUGCCGCUGAUGCACCUGUAUUGCUGGAUAAGCAGGGAGAUGCUGAGGUUACAAAUGUUGAGAUGGCUGAUGGCUUGGAAGAUGAUAGCCAAUCAGUGCAUUUAUUUGAAGACAUUGAGUUAGUUCAUCAUUUGAAGCCAACCCGCAAAAGCUAUGGAAAGGCCAAAAAGGUGAUGUUCCAAAACACAUCCGACAGCGCGUCUGAGGACGAAGCUCGCAACCAGUCCAGUGAUGAAGAAGUCGACAAUCUUGAAGACCUGAGCUUCCAUCUACCGCAGGUUAAGGCCAAGAAAGCCACUAAGAAGAAGAAAACUAAGAAACAGUUGCUGUCAAAGAAAGAGAAAGCGGAGGUGGACGCCUGGGCAGCAUGUUUCAACUCCAUGUGUGAGGACGUUGAAGAAUUUGACUUGGUGGUUGAAUAGAUCUAUAAAUAUCAAUGAAAUCAUGGAGCAAUCUUCUAAGUUUGAUGCAAGUACAAUGAAAAUGGGUUGAAAUUCCAUGGAGAAUGUAUCCUUUUCAUUAGUUUUGAAUAUUUUUAUGUGUGUUUGGUUUAAGAUUACCACGGGU